UCCGGCUGCUUCAGUUUCUGUCGGCUGCGUUCUGUCUGUGUAUACGUUCUAGUAACGAAAGACAGAGAUAGAAAGGCAGCGAGAGCGAGCUGCUCGGGAGACACUUAACGUCGGGGUUAACAACAGUGAUUUCUAACACCGACAGCCACUCACCCCGCUGCUGACAGGACCAAGAUGUCCAGUGAGGUACAAAGACCCGAUGACAGUCCCAGUACAAGCGGGGGAAGCUCGGAUAUAGACCAGCGGGAAAGUGUUCAUCAGGAGCAGGAAAGAGAACAAACACAGCCCAAGAAGAAGGAGACAAAAAUCUCCAGCAAAACUGCGGCGAAGCUUUCGACAAGUGCAAAAAGGAUUCAGAAAGAACUAGCUGAAAUUACAUUAGAUCCACCUCCUAAUUGCAGUGCUGGGCCUAAAGGAGAUAACAUCUACGAAUGGAGGUCGACAAUCCUGGGUCCACCUGGCUCAGUCUACGAGGGAGGAGUAUUUUUCCUAGAUAUCGCAUUUACACCGGACUACCCUUUCAAACCUCCCAAGGUGACCUUCCGGACAAGAAUCUACCACUGUAACAUAAACAGCCAGGGGGUGAUCUGCCUGGAUAUUCUAAAGGAUAACUGGAGCCCAGCACUCACCAUCUCCAAGGUUCUGCUGUCCAUCUGCUCUCUCCUUACAGACUGUAAUCCUGCUGAUCCUCUUGUUGGAAGCAUUGCAACUCAGUAUAUGACCAACAGAGCAGAGCAUGACAGAAUAGCCAGACAGUGGACCAAGAGAUAUGCCACAUAAUUCAGAGCUGUUUGUCCCUGUAUAACAUGUCUGUGAUGGAAAGAGCUGCUUAAGAAUAGAUCUGGGGGAAGUGGGGAGGGGUGUUUCGGGGGUUGGGAUGGGUAUUUCUAAUGCAGAUUUUAUUCAGUCUUUUAUUUCCUUUUUAUUUUUUUUUAUUAUUUUUUUUUUGGCUGUUGUAAGUUAUCUUGGUACAGUUAGAAAUAUUAAAUGGCAAUAAGCAUCUUUAAGUGGUUAGUUUUGUUUUCAAUAUUAGCUGUUAAUUUGUGCGAUAACAUAAUUUUACAUUUUGACUGCUUGUAAGAGGUACAAUAGCAUGUUUUUUUCCCCUCAGCAGAAUUUCAGUUUUCAAUGUGAACAUUCAAUAAAGUCUCUUGAUGAUGAA
Messenger RNA from Lepisosteus oculatus (spotted gar), 1162 nucleotides. NCBI's taxonomy places the organism in Eukaryota, Metazoa, Chordata, Actinopteri, Semionotiformes, Lepisosteidae. The record is from RefSeq and is a predicted model, not a curated record.